Acanthosepion pharaonis is the source of this 5907-nucleotide messenger RNA. NCBI's taxonomy places the organism in Eukaryota, Metazoa, Mollusca, Cephalopoda, Sepiida, Sepiidae. The record is from the annotation of a GenBank genome assembly.
AUGCUCAUCAUAUUAGCCUUCAUUGGAUUUGAAUUUGAGCUGAUUGAAGAGGAGCAUGAAGAGCAUGGUGAAGCAAGCUCAUCAACCUUGUCUUGCCUUACUGGAUUCUUAUUUGGAAAUAUUGAUGACAAGGGGGAAUUGGAAGAAGACUUUUUAGAUGCAGAAUCCAAGAAGCAGCUUGGUUCUUUGAGUCUGCUUAGUCGAAUUGGAUCAUUGGUGAAAGAAAUAACCGAAGAGCAGACGACAGAAGUUAAUUCUGAAAAAGAAGAUGGAUUUGAAAAUUUUAAUGCCAAGGCUGCAAAUGCUGUGGAUUUCUCAGAUAUCAGUGAAGUUGCUGAUGAGGAUGAUGAUAAAAAGAUGAAGGAGGCAAUGUCCAGUUUACAUACUCUUCACACAGAUACUGAAGACUAUGAUGAAGUUCCUAAAGACACAAAAUUGAUGCCACCUCCCUCAUGGGUACCCACAGGAACAGGGGCACCAGGAGAAUUAGACUCUUCUCAGAAUCAAAUUGAUGGAUCUAAAUCUGAUCAGUUGGAAGUACCAGUUGCUCGUGUACCAAAUGGGCUUGAGACAUGUGGAAGUAAUUUGACAACUGCAGAAAGUAAUCAGUCUAAUAAGAUUGCCAGAAUCAAUGACGAGGACAGUGAUUCCAAAAAGAAGCUGAGUACACCACUUGCUUCAAUGCUUCCAAAAGAAUUAGAAUGUGUUGAUGUCACUCAGCUUUUUCCAAAAUUUAGACCUGGAAAGGUUUUACGAUUUUCCCGAUUGUUUCGCCCAGUGCACAUGCCUCAUGUAUGGAAACGAAAACGGCGAAAGAAGACGCCUGAAGAAGAAAAAGAGGGAAGCGGUAAAAAAUUAAGAUUGGGAGAUGAAACCGAAUCAGGGAUGGAUGGAGAAGCAGGAAAAGAUGUGGACAUUGACAGUGAGGAAGAUGGCAUCAAACUGAACUUGGGAAAACUACCAUCAUCUGAUGAUUGUUUAACAGAUGAAGAGGAAAUUUUGUUACGUCCAAUAGAGAAUCGUUUGUCAACUAGUAAGCAAGACAAAAAUGCUGACACAGAGCAAAAAUUUGAAGUCCCUCCUUGGCGCUUUGGUCCAGCCCAAUAUUGGUAUGAUCUGAUGGGAAUUGAUGAAACUGGAGAAAAUUUUUCUUAUGGUUUCAAAUUAAAAGACUCAAUAUCUGAAGAUAUUGAGGACAUUAGAAAUGAAAGUGAAAAUGGUAUGAAUUUUCCUGAUGAAAUAUUUGAGAUGGUUACCCAGGUACAUUGGGAAGAUGAAGUAAUUUGGAAUGGAGAAGAAGCUCGUGUCAAAGUAUUGCAAUCUCAUAAACUUCGAGCACCAGCAGCUGGGUGGAUCCCAAGCACAAGCUUCCGUAGUGCUGGACAAUUUCUACAACAAAAUCGUUUAGGAAAUAAGUCAUUCAUUGUACCUGCUCGGAAUUCAACAAACCCUGGACUAAAUUCUAAAGUAGGUCUUCAGUUUCAUUCAGAAAAUGGGGAGUCAAAAGAAUCAACUUGGAGCUCUAUUUUUCCUGUUGAGAACGAAGCCCUAGUUUAUGAGAACUGGGAAGACAAUAUCAUCUGGGACCCUGAGAGUAUGGAAAAUAUAUCAACACCCCCAAUAUUUACUAUUGAUCCAAAUGAUGAAAACAUAAUUCUUGAGAUCCCAGCAGAUAUUGAUCCCAAUGAACAGACAGAACCUGCCAAAAAGGAAAAGGAAAUUAAAAAGUCCAAGAUUUUGCUUGGUAAAGCAGGAAUCAUCAAAGAAGAGGAGGAAGAAAAAGAGAUCACUCCCAAUGUACAACGGAAAGAUCCAUUUAAUUUGUCUAAUGAUGAGUACUACAACCCUAAGCUCACCAUGGACAAUGCUCUACGGACAAAUAUGGGUGGAAGUCUUAUUCAACAUUCUACUCCAGCUUUAGAAUUAAGACAGCCUUUAUUCCCAACACACAUGGGGCCAACAAAAUUACGCUGUUUCCACAGACCUCAAUUAAAACGUUAUUCGUAUGGAGCAUUAGCUUCAACUGGUCCACAUCCCGUAUUGCCUUUACUGAAACAAAUCAAACGUAAAGCCAAGAUGAGAGAGGUUGAACGACAAGCCUAUGGUGGAGGUGAAAUAUUCUUUAUGCGAACCAUGUCAGAUCUCAGUGGAAUGGAUGGUGAUAUUAUUAUAGUUGAAUAUUCAGAAGAGUUUCCUCCUCUUAUGAUGCAAGUUGGAAUGGCUACCAAAAUCAAAAAUUAUUAUAAAAGAAAGCCUGGUAAAGAUUCCAAUCCUCCCCAAUUCCAAUAUGGAGAACUGGCAUAUGCCCACACAUCUCCAUUUCUUGGUAGUUUGGCACCUGGUCAGUGUUUACAGGCCUUUGAGAAUAAUCUAUUUAGGGCACCCAUCUAUGAACAUCGAAUGCCUGAAACUGACUUCCUCAUUAUAAGAACCAGACAAAAUUAUUACGUUCGUGAGCUUAAUACUAUUUACAUUAUUGGUCAAGAAUGUGCCCUUUAUGAAGUGCCAGGUCCAAAUUCAAAAAGAGCAAAUAAUUUUAUUCGUGAUUUCCUCCAGGUGUUCAUUUAUCGUUUAUUCUGGAAGAGUAAAGAUAAUCCCAGACGAAUAAAAAUGGAUGAUAUUAAAAAAGCCUUUCCUUCUCAUUCAGAAAGCAGCAUACGGAAAAGGUUAAAGUUGUGUGCUGAUUUUAAAAGAACUGGGAUGGACUCAAACUGGUGGGUAUUGAAACCUGAUUUCCGUUUGCCAACAGAAGAAGAGAUGCGUGCUAUGGUGUCUCCGGAACAAUGCUGUGGUUAUUACAGUAUGUUAGCUGCUGAACAGAGACUCAAAGAUGCUGGAUAUGGUGAAAAGUCAUUAUUUGCACCAGAAGAUGACAAUGAAGAAGAAACGCAAAUGAAAAUUGACGACGAAGUUCGCACUGCUCCAUGGAAUACAACCAGGGCCUUUAUAUCUGCAAUGAAGGGUAAAUGUUUACUCGAUCUGACGGGUGUGGCUGACCCAACUGGCUGUGGUGAAGGCUUCUCAUACGUGAAAGUCCCUAACAAACCUCAGCCUAAAGAAGAAGGUAACAGUCAGACACCUGUCAAACGCACAGUGACAGGUACAGAUGCUGAUUUACGAAGACUUAAUCUAAAGGAUGCCAAGCAAUUACUAAGGAAAUUUGGUGUUCAGGAGUCAGAGAUUAAAAAAUUAUCUCGAUGGGAAGUUAUUGAUGUUGUACGAACUAUGUCAACGGCUCAAGCUAAAACUGGUCAAGAUGGUACAGGUUGGAGCAAAUUUGCUCGAGGUAAUCGAUUUUCCGUAGCUGAACAUCAAGAGCGUUACAAAGAAGAGUGUCAACGGAUAUUUGAUCUCCAAAAUAAAGUUCUUACAUCGACUGAAGUGUUAUCAACAGAUGAGAAUUCAAGUUCCGGAGAAGAUUCUGAUUUUGAAGAAAUGGGUAAAAAUAUUGAGAAUAUGUUAGCAAAUAAAAAGACCAGUUCUCAGAUAAGUCUUGAACGAGAAGAGCAAAUGCGAAAAGAGCUUCAAAAAAUGUUGAUGGAAGAAACGAAUAAAGAAAAUGAAAAUGAGAAAAAGAAAAAAGCUGCCCAAGCAGCAAAUGCUCAAUCCAAUUCAUCUGCAGCUGGAUCCAAAGACGAUGAUGCAUCAUCAUUUUCUUCUUUGGGUGGCCAGAAACUGAAAAUUACACGUACAUUCCGAGAUGAGUCUGGAAGAGAAUUUACUCGAUCAGAGAUUGUACGGAAACCAGCUGUGAUUGACACUUAUGUUCGGAUCAGACAAACCAAAGAUCCUGCCUUCAUCAAACAAUUUGCCACUUUAGAUGAGCAAGUCAAAGAAGAAAUGAAAAAAGAAAGGAGAAGGAUUCAAGAACAACUUCGAAGAAUUAAACGGAACCAAGAAAAAGAAAAAGUUGCUCCUAUCAAAAAGAAAAAGAAGAAAGAAACACCAAUGUUAAAACUGAAAUGUGGUGCUUGUGGUCAAAUUGGUCAUAUGCGAACGAAUAAAGAAUGUCCUUUGUACCAGAAGGUUGGUCCUUCAGCUCCGGUUCAAGUUGCAAUGACAGAAGAACAAGAAGAGGAGGAAGAGAAGAAUUUACUUUCUGACCAUGACCUCAUUAAUGUUGAAGGAACUAAGAUUGUCAUUUCAAAGAAUCUUGUUGAACAUGCUGAUCAAAUGCGACGCAAAUCUUUAUUGCUCAAAUUUCCCAAACAAGCUGUGGAGGCUAAGAAGAAACGUCGCACAGGAACAGUUGUACAUUGUGACUAUCUAAAGAAACCGAAGCAGUCAUCAAAUCGUAGACGAACUGAUCCAUUGGUUACACUUUCCUCAAUUUUUGAAUUGAUCGUGAAUGAAAUGCGAGAUCUCCCUAAUACUCAACCAUUCCUGUUUCCAGUCAAUCCCAAAAUAGUCACAGAUUAUUAUGAUAUUGUAAAGAAUCCCAUGGAUCUGCAAACUCUCAGAGAAAAUGUAUGGAAGAAGAAAUACACAUCAAGAGAAGAAUUUCUGACUGAUGUAAAUCAAAUGUCCAUCAACAGUAAAAUGUACAAUGGUGAAAAGCAUUUGAUUACACUUACUGCAAAAGCUAUGCUCGAUUUGUGUUUAAACAAAUUUGCUGAGAAAGAAGAGAAAUUGAUGCGUUUGGAGAAAGCGAUUAAUCCUUUAUUGGAUGAUGAUGAUCAAGUUGCUUUUUCUUUCAUUUUGGAGAAUAUUAUUCAUCAGAAAUUGAAAGUUGUUGAAAAUUCUUGGCCAUUCCAUCAACCUGUAAACAAAAAAUCAGUUAAAGAUUAUUAUGAAGUCAUCAAAAAACCCAUGGACUUCAGCACUCUUUUGAAGAAUGUACAAUUGCAUAAAUAUCAUCAUCGAGAGCAAUUCAUUGAAGAUGUUGAAUUGAUCUUGACCAACAGCAUCAAAUAUAAUGGACCCGACAGCAGCUAUACUAAUAUUGCUGCAAAAAUUGUUGAGGUAGCAAAAGAAAAUUUAGCUGAGCAUGACGAGCAUCUCAGUCAGUUAGAGCGAGAUAUUCAAGCAGCUCGAGAGGCUGCUCUUGAUGCUGUAGAAACUGAUAGUAUCAUGACCGGAACUUCUUUCAAUAUGGAUGAUAACAGUGUCUUAGGAAUGGAUAAUGAAAGUUUGGACAGCAACAGUCUUCGAGAAGGUGUGAUGGCAAAUGACGAUUGGCCUGAUGGAGAACCACAUUCGUCAGGUGUAGACCAUCUAAGUGAAAUACAACGGCCGUCAACGUCUAUGUUCAAAGAUGCCAAAAUGGUGCAUGAAGAGUCAGAUUCUGAGUUUGUAGAUGUAGAGGACGAUGCAGAGAGUGCAAACGAAGAUGACCAUGAAUACUAUAUGUCUCCACAGCAUGGGGGACAGGCUGAACAUUUAUCGUCAUCUGAUAACAACAAUGAUUUGGCACAAGAUUUGCAAAUUACGCCUGAGAAUUCUGACAACGAAAAUGAUGAAUAUGACGAUGACGAUGAUGACGAUGAUGAUGAUGAUGAUGAAAAACAUUAUAAAUUGGAUGACAGUGGAAAUGGAGUUCUGGCUGGGACUCUGUCUGAAUACAUGGAAGAUGAUGACUGUGCCCAGCAGUAUGGCGGUGGGGAUCAAAGCCAGUUCUAUCAGGGUGAAAAUGCCAACCUAUAUAAUAUGUCUGGAGUUGGAGAUGAUGAUGAUGAUGAGCAGAGUUUUGAUCCAUCAGCCUUCUUCUUGAGCAGUUCAUUAGCUCAACAGAUCACCAAUCAGCAGCAGCAACACCACCACCACCACCAGCCGCCUGGCUCUGAGACGGACAUUAACAAAGACUUACAAGUGUCUGAAUCGGACAGUGAUGAAAAUUUUGAGCCAAUCACAAAUGAUCAAUCAGAUCAAAACAAUGAGGGAUUUGAUAUUGAUGAAUUCCUACACUGA